Molecule: messenger RNA, 871 nt
Organism: Drosophila innubila
Lineage: Eukaryota; Metazoa; Arthropoda; Insecta; Diptera; Drosophilidae
Exons: 1
Coding region: 30-809 (259 amino acids)
Source: RefSeq, a predicted model, not a curated record
GUCAACAUUUUAAGAGGGACAGAAACAAAAUGAUAUCAUAUUAUGGUCUAUACUGUUUGAUGAUGCUAUGCAUGAAUGGACUGACAAGUGCCAACAAUGACACCCAAACAGAUCCACCUAAACAGGCAGAUCUUCCAAAUCAAGCUGAGCAACCAAAGGAACUGAAUGACUCCAAGUGCAAGCCCAACGAAGUUCUAACUGCCAAGAAGGGGUGCGUCAAUCGGGAGGAAUAUAUGGAACGCAUACUCAUGGACACAUGGGUCGAUGAGAACUUGGAUGCUGCCAAAAAUAAAGCGGGUCUUGAGCGAACAGUUGAGUGCCAAGAGGGUGAGAUACUUACCGCCUUUGGCUGUGCACCGGAGAAGCAACCACUCCGAAACAGUAAAUGGGAACGUCCGACCAUCCUUCACAGUCAUCUGUACGGAAACAAGGUGUUCAAGAGCAGCGACGGAAUUCCUGAUACGGAUACCAGCAAGGAAGCAUUAGACAAGCUAUUGGGUUCGUCUAAUAUCGGAUCUGAUGCCAAUAGUGUAAGCCGUGGAACUCUCAAAAAGGGGGGUAGGCCAAGAAAUCUUGACAUUGAUGAGAAUUUGACCGGCGAUCGCACUAUCGGCCACAAUCGUCCUCGCUCGUAUGUUUUUCUGCCGGGAAGGAAGCUACAAAGCAAUCGGAAGUGUCGUCCAUACGAGGUCCUUGGUCGCAAUGAUCGGUGCAUUCGAAAGCUCGGAAGAACCGGAUUAUACAAGCACAAUGAUCAUCAGUACGGAAGGCAGCUGCGACAUCGUCAUGACGCCUCUAAUUUAAGCUGAGUCUCGUUAGUUUCCAAAAAUAUCCAUAGACUCAAAUCAAUCAUUAAUGAAAUGAAAAAAAA